AUGUACAGUAGAAAGAGGUCAUCGAUCGCCUUGGCGAUUGCGUACGUGGGUCUUCUCUGCUGUGAUAUCGACGGUGCAAUCGCUAAAGUUCCUGAACUAGGAUCCGCGCGUGUAGUCUUUCAGACAGAUUAUGGGGACAUUGAGUUUGGUUUCUAUCCAAGUGUUGCACCAAAGACAGUUGAACACAUUUUCAAGCUCGUCCGGUUGGGAUGCUAUAACACGAACCAUUUCUUCCGGGUAGAUAAGGGUUUUGUUGCUCAAGUGGCUGAUGUUGUUGGAGGAAGAACUGCUCCAAUGAAUGAAAUGCAGAAGUUGGAAGCUGAGAAAACUAUUGUUGGUGAAUUUAGUGAAGUUAAACACGUGAGGGGUAUACUUUCCAUGGGAAGAUAUUCUGACCCCAACAGUGCACAGUCUUCGUUCUCGAUACUCCUUGGAGAUGCCCCACAUCUUGAUGGCCAGUAUGCUAUAUUUGGAAAAGUUACUAAGGGCGAUGAAACUUUGACAAAACUCGAGCAAGUUCCUACUAGGACAGAGGGAAUUUUUGUUAUGCCAACUGAACGUAUCACUAUUUUGUCGACAUAUUAUUAUGAUACCGAGACGGAAACUUGUGAAGAAGAUAGGUUGGUACUGAAGAGGAGACUUGCUGCAUCUGCUAUUGAAAUUGAAACACAGAGAAUGAAAUGUUUUCCGUAG
Molecule: messenger RNA, 693 nt
Organism: Striga hermonthica
Lineage: Eukaryota; Viridiplantae; Streptophyta; Magnoliopsida; Lamiales; Orobanchaceae
Source: the annotation of a GenBank genome assembly